This is a messenger RNA of Penicillium arizonense, 1068 nucleotides long. RefSeq names its product putative NAD binding Rossmann fold oxidoreductase. The record is from RefSeq and is a predicted model, not a curated record. The coding region runs from base 1 to 1068 and encodes 355 amino acids. The transcript has 2 exons. Gene Ontology annotation, molecular function: oxidoreductase activity; nucleotide binding. Gene Ontology annotation, cellular component: cytoplasm. Gene Ontology annotation, biological process: NADPH regeneration. Lineage: Eukaryota; Fungi; Ascomycota; Eurotiomycetes; Eurotiales; Aspergillaceae.
AUGGGCAUUCAAAAGCUUCAAGUUGGUAUGGCCGGCCUAGGUCGUGUCGGGAAGUUGCACGCCACCAACUUUCUUCAGAAGACUCCCCGGGCAGAACUAGUUGCAGCUUUCACCCCCGACCCUACUGAAAUUGCAUGGGGAAGAGUGAACCUGGAGCCGCACGGUGUGACUCUUUACACCAAUUACGAUGAGAUGCUCAAGCACCCCGGCUUGCAGGCCGUGGCUAUUGGAACUGCUACCUCUGUUCACGCUGAGGAGGCUAUCAAGGCCAUUGAGAAAGACCUCCACGUUCUCUGCGAGAAGCCAUUGUCCACUGAUGUCGAAGUGUGCAGAGCAGUGGUUCAAGCUGCCCAGAAGAAGCCUCACUUAAAGGUGAUGUGCGGCUUCUCAAGACGCUUCGAUGACUCCUACCGGGAUGCCCAUGCCAAGAUGGAGCAGGGCCUCAUCGGAAGACCAGCCAUUAUCCGCAGCCAAACUUGCGACAAGUUUGACCCCUCGGGCUUCUAUGUUGAAUACGCCGCGUGGUCCGGUGGUGUGUUCGUCGAUAUGUCAGUGCAUGACAUUGAUCUCAGUCUGUGGUUCUUCGGUGAUGAUGUCCUCCCCAAAAGCAUCUCUGCCCAUGGUAUCACCGCAGUGCAACCGGAGCUCAAGAAAUACAAUGACUACGACAAUGCGGUCGGCAUUGUGGAGUUCUGGAAUGGCAAGAUUGCCUACUAUUACUGCUCCCGCAUGAUGGCUGCCGGCCAGGAAGACACCACUGAGAUUAUUGGCACCGAGGGCAAGCUGACCGUCAACGGCAAUCCGCAGCGCAACUUUGUCAACCUCUACCACUCCGGCGGCAUCACUCGCGAGAUCCCUCCCAACUUCAUGGGUCGUUUCAGCCCGGCCUUUGUGCAAGAGGCCAAUGACUUUACUGCAGCCUGCCUGGACAACACGCCGCUUCCUAUGAAGUUGACCAAUGCCGUCAAGGCUGUUGAGAUUGGUUCUUACCUUCAGGAGUCUCUUGUGUCUGGAAAACAGAUUCAUUUCGAUGAGAUUGGACGCCGGAUUGAGAAGGCCCAGCUGUAG